Messenger RNA from Ilyonectria robusta, 1104 nucleotides. RefSeq names its product Sialidase. The record is from RefSeq and is a predicted model, not a curated record. Gene Ontology annotation, molecular function: exo-alpha-sialidase activity. The transcript has a single exon. Gene Ontology annotation, cellular component: intracellular membrane-bounded organelle; membrane; cytoplasm. Gene Ontology annotation, biological process: oligosaccharide catabolic process; ganglioside catabolic process. Bases 1 to 1104 code for a protein of 367 amino acids. NCBI's taxonomy places the organism in Eukaryota, Fungi, Ascomycota, Sordariomycetes, Hypocreales, Nectriaceae.
AUGCGCAACGCAGACAAGCUUCCAAACGGCGUUGGUUUCCAUUCCUUCAGAAUCCCCGCUGCAGUUACUACAACUACCGGUCGCAUCCUCGCAUUCGCCGAAGGUCGGCGGCACAACAAUCGAGACUACGGAGACGUCAAUCUCGUCUACAAGCGCACCAAGACCACCAAGAGCCACGGUGAUAGCCCCAGCGACUGGGAUUCCCUCCGAGAGGUGGUCGGAAAGGGAGAUGGCACUUGGGGAAACCCCACGCCUGUGGUUGACGGAAACACCAUUUAUUUGUUCCUAAGCUGGAACCACGGCGACUACAGCCAAAACGGCGGCGACACCCUCCCCAGUGGAAAGAAGACAAACAAGAUCAACAAGUCUUGGGAGGGAAGACGCCAUAUCUUCCUAACCCAGAGCACCGACGACGGCAAGACUUGGUCUGAACCUGUGGACAUGACGAAGCAGCUCACGCCUGACGGAUGGCCAUGGGAUGCCGUUGGCCCUGGAAUCGGCAUUACCCUCUCUUCUGGUGAGCUCGUCGUUCCCGCUCAAGGAAGAAACAUCAUCGGCCGUGGCAAGCCCGGUAAGCGCACAUGGUCCUACCAAUCCCUCAAAGGCGCCGGCUCCGAAGGCACAAUCGCCCAAACUCCAGACGGAAGACUCUACCGUAACGACCGUGCCUCUGCCGAAAACGACUACCGUAAAGUCGCCCGAGGCUCUCUGUCUGCAUUCGGCCCCUUCGUCCUCGACAAGGGCCUCCCAGACCCCGCCUGCGAAGCAUCCACCCUCCUCUACAACAAAAAGGACGCUAACGGCCCAGCGCGCACGCUCUUCAUAAACUCUGCGCACAAGAGCAGCCGGAGACGCAUGCGCGUACGGAUCAGCUACGACGGUGAUGCGAAAAAUUUCAACUACGGGAGGAAGCUCUCUGAUGCUCCCAUCUCUGGUGUUGGGUUUGAGGGCGGCUACUCGAGUUUAACCAAGACGGCGGAUCGUAAGGUUGGUGCUUUGGUUGAGACGGACUUUUACCAGGCUGGCGGGUCGGAGAAGGAUCAUAGGGCGAUUGUGUGGAGGAGAUUCAAUUUGAGUUGGAUUUUGAAUGGUCCAAAUAAUUAG